CGCGCUGCUGGUGCUUAUUGCAGUCACGUUUGCUUCGCGUUUUCCACCAGUGUAUUGCUAUCACCACAGCGCGCGAAACUGAAUGGUAUGGGGAUACUUGUUGGCGGGGAUGGCUACGUUUGCUGGGCCAUCGCGUCAGUUGGAUCUUAGGUUUUUGGGUAGUUGAAAGUGAAAAGGGACCGCUAGAGGACUCAUCGGUAAGGCUAUCCUAGCGGGCCCUUGCCUUAGACGUUGGGAUAUCGGUAGGAAGGACGAAGUCUGUAUAUAAUUAGCUAAGACCAGUCGCGAGUGCAAUCACAGUUCGUUUAUUUUUACUUUCAGUUUCUGUUUCUACGGGUGCUUAUUCGAUUGUGUUUUUAUUCGGCGAGCUGUGAUUCUCGUUCGUGAUGGAACAUCAGGCAUACGGAUGCGCGAAAAGAGUGAAAUAGCAAGUACGAUAAAGUGAGAUGACCUAGGUUUUCCGUCCGUGUGGACACUCACGCAUAGAGCUCGCUGGUUUCGUUCUUUCUCUCUCGAUCAUCUCCUGUUCUCCUUCUAAAGUAACUGCGCGGAUCUGGAUGCGUAUUAAAAUGGUGGGGAUAAAAAUGCUUAUGUACUAUGGUGAAGCAGAAUUGCUUACUAUGGUGAGGCAUGUCUGUACCUUGUCUUUGCUCGUGUAUGCUCUGUUGCAUAGCACCAUAACCUCUCAACUUCCAUUUCCCGCCAAGCAUUUUAGUGUAACUUCUAUUGUAAAUUUAUGACCAAAAAUGACUGAAGAAGCAAACAGUAAUGAAUUCAUGUUGAGGCCAAUGAGUUGUGAAUUGAAUCAACUAUCUAUGCCUGAUGGAUCGGCAAUGUUGAUGCAAGGGGAUACAGCAGUUAUUGCUGGAAUUUAUGGACCUGCAGAGUCCAAAGCACAAAAGAUGUUGUACGAUAAAGCAUCUGUUGAGGUGUCAUAUGCUCCUAUCAAGGGUGCAGCUAAGGUUGAUGACAGAGUAACAGAAAUGUACAUAAAAGAGACAUGCGAAGCUGCAAUUAUUACAACAUUUCAUCCAGCAACGUCCAUAUGUGUAAAUGUACAAGAACUAGAUGAUUCUGGUGGGUUAUUAAGUUGUAUACUGAAUGCAACUUGUUUAGCGCUUAUUAAUGCUGGAAUUCCAAUGAAAUUUACUAUUGGAGCAGUAAGUUGUAUGAUAGAGGAAGGCACUGCAAAUAUUAUUUUGGAUCCUGACAAUAAUCAAUUACAGAAUGCUAGGGUUCAAUUUACCUUUGGAUUUGAUAGCAUGAAUAAAGAUGUUGUAUGCUGUCAUACUGAAGGCCGUUUUACACAAUCAGAGUUUUUUGAAGCAAUGGACAAGUGUAAACAGGCUAGUCAAUAUGUAUUUGAUUUUUACAGAAACAUUGUAAAAAAGUAUGCAAAAGCAAUAUAACAUUUCUAUAUUUUUCUGAAA
This is a messenger RNA of Megalopta genalis, 1430 nucleotides long. The record is from RefSeq and is a predicted model, not a curated record. NCBI's taxonomy places the organism in Eukaryota, Metazoa, Arthropoda, Insecta, Hymenoptera, Halictidae.